This is a messenger RNA of Colletotrichum orchidophilum, 2163 nucleotides long. Its product is annotated as phosphatidylinositol-specific phospholipase C. Gene Ontology annotation, molecular function: phosphatidylinositol-4,5-bisphosphate phospholipase C activity. Gene Ontology annotation, biological process: phosphatidylinositol-mediated signaling; lipid metabolic process. Bases 1 to 2163 code for a protein of 720 amino acids. Lineage: Eukaryota; Fungi; Ascomycota; Sordariomycetes; Glomerellales; Glomerellaceae. The record is from RefSeq and is a predicted model, not a curated record. The transcript has 3 exons.
AUGUGUCUCUCCUUCUGGCGCCGAAAGGCCCCGAGCGACGAAAAAGCUCAGAAGAAGCGGAGGACACUCACGAUGCCGUUGUGGUCCUCCUCCAACAAGACCUCCGCCAACACCCUCAAGAAGAUGGUCGGCCUCACCACCCUCCUGGCACCUACGCGCGACGGCUUCCACUUCCCACCCGUCACCCGACCGAUGCCCCUGAUUAACAUCAUAAACGUUGACGGCGCUACCGACCCGUCAUCCUCAUCAUCCGCCGCCUCGUACCCCAAGGAGGCCGCCCCGUCAUCCAACCCCGACGAGAUCCUGCUCAGCAUCGCUAUCCACAACCGCCUUAGGAAAAUCUUUGACGACCUACGCUCCCGCCGUUCUUCACUAUCCCGCGAACCUUUCGUGACCCGCGACCAGCUCCUCGUAUUCCUCGAAAACACCCAGGGCGAAAUCGAUGUCGAGGCUGUAUUGCCCGAGGAUAAGGAAAGAUACACCUAUGGCGAGUUCCUAGAGACGUGGUGGAGCCAUUAUGGUUGGGACGCUACGCGCGCAUUGAAGGAGGAAGACAAGGACUUGAGCCGGCCCAUCACAAACUAUUUCAUCAGUAGCAGUCACAACACAUAUUUGGAGGGCAACCAGCUUGCCUCCAAGAGUUCACCCGAGGCUUAUAAAACAGUCCUCCGCCGUGGAUGUCGAUGUAUCGAAAUCGACGUCUGGAACGGAGACACCCCCAUCACGACACAAGAGGGCAGUCGCUCUCCCAAACCCGACCACUCAAGGAAUCUCUCUGGCUCCUCCCUUCCCAACGUGGCCGCGAGCGUCAAGGAAACGGUAGAAGAUCUCCUGGUCGAUCGAAACACCAACAGCAACGGCCACAACAGAAACACCAGCAGUGCCAGCAAGUCACUCAACCCUCGCGAUAGUGCCACUCUGCUAGGACCGAGCGAGUCUACCGAGUCCCUCAGCAAAACCCUCCGCCCUUCAUCCCCAACUCCCUCUGUAAAGAACCGUCUGCCGUAUCCCAAAGAUGAACCCAUAGUCACUCACGGCUGGACCCUCACAACUCCCUGCGGCUUCAGAGAGGUUUGCAAGGCCGUCCGCGAAUCUGCUUUCGAGACGAAUGAACUACCCCUCAUCGUCAGUCUAGAGGUCCACGCCGAUAGGGAGCAGCAGGAGGUGAUGGUCAAAAUCAUGAAAGAGGAGUGGGAAGGCAUUUUGAUCGACAAGUCGUGGGAGGGCAUCGAUCCCCGUUUCCGUCUGCCCAAGCUCGAGGAGCUGAAGCGCAAGAUCCUCGUCAAGGUCAAGAAGGCGCCUAAUAAAAUUGAGGUCCCUCCCAGCACAACGGCCCUUUCGCAAAAGUUCGCCAACGAUGAGGACGCCUCGGGAUCCGACGACGAACGUAACAAGGAAGCAUCGAAACCUCCCGCCACGCCGAAAAUUGACGCACCGGUCAAGGUCCAGAGUGGAAACGAGCCGGCCAAGAGCACAAAGGUGGCCAUUUGCCAGGCACUCAGCAGUCUGGCCAUCUACACCCACAGCGAGCACUUUAAGAGUUUUGAGACGCCGGCGGCUAAGAAACCGAGUCACAUCUUUUCGAUAAGUGAAAACAGGAUUCUAGAGCUACACACCACAAAGGCCCGCGAGAUGUUCGCGCACAACAAAAACUUCUUCAUGCGGGCUUUCCCCAACGGCUCGCGCGUCGACAGCUCCAACCCGGACCCCAGUCUAUUCUGGCGCAAGGGCGUGCAGAUGGUCGCUCUCAACUGGCAGUAUCUCGACGAAGGAAUGAUGCUCAACGAAGGCAUGUUCGCGGACGAGCUGGGAUGGGUUCUCAAGCCCAUCGGGUACCGGAGCUCUGACAAGGACACGCUGACAGAGGUCGACGCCGCGCCGCAAGGCGACAUGGAGCUCACCGUUACCAUCAUCGCCGGCCAGCACAUCUUUGUCGAAGACGAUUCUGACAGCGACAGCAGCCGCGGCAAGCACCUCCGACCAUUUGUCAAGUGCGAACUUCACGUCGAGAUUGGGGCACAGAACGGAAAGGAUGCUGACGAGGACGACUUCAAGCUGAAGACGGGAUCAAAGAAGACUGACCACCCCGAGUGGGAGAACGGAGCGCGUCUCAAGUUCCCCAAGGUUUCGAGGGUAGUGGAGGAAUUGAGCUUCAUCAGGUAA